Molecule: messenger RNA, 3444 nt
Organism: Nematostella vectensis (starlet sea anemone)
Lineage: Eukaryota; Metazoa; Cnidaria; Anthozoa; Actiniaria; Edwardsiidae
Product: major facilitator superfamily domain-containing protein 4A
Exons: 12
Coding region: 1363-3027 (554 amino acids)
Biological process (GO): transmembrane transport
Source: RefSeq, a predicted model, not a curated record
AAAAGCUGUAGCGGCACAUAAAAACACAAGACCGACAACUCAUUUUUAUGCAUGUGCGAUUUUGGCUGGUCAAACAGUAUUGUUGAUAUUUGCACUUACAUUUGUUCAUAAAUACGAAAAAAUUCUUGACCUCUGACAAGAGAUUAAACACCGUGUUUUUUAACUUUGACCACUUACAAGAAUACCUUUGGAGCUUUAGGGUUAUUGUUAUAAUAACUUCCCAAUCUGUCCGACGAUAACUCAAAAUCUUAAGUCAAGCAUAACAACUGCAUGUAAAAAUUGACAUUUUCACGGUUGGUUAGUAUACUAAUAUUGCACAAUCUAUCUACUAAGUGGAAACGAUCACCAAAUGGCCAUCCUAACAACACAGAGGAAGAAAAGAAGGAAAAGAACGUUGAUUAUUCGACUCUGGCUCAUUCGGAAUGCUGUUUUCAAUACUCGUUGUGCCGUUGAAAGAUAAAAACAAAUACAAUAUAAACGUUAUAAAUAUUUGCGAAUGCUCUUAUAUCAUUAAGUAGUUUACGAAAAAGAUACAUUGCUGCUGUUAGAACUUCUCCCUUAUAGCCCGAAAAAGAAAGAAACAGCACUGUAACUGAUGUCUUGUCGUAAAUACAAUAUCGCCUUGACCAACGCAACAUCUUCACCUGCGCGUGGAAGGAGCAAUAACGAAUAGGAGUGGGAAUCAGCGAACACGCGAAAAACUGUCACGGACACUUUGGUCAUUAAGAAAUAGAUAAUGACAGCAAUCAGUAAACCCAGAAACGAUUAUAUCUCCCCUUUUCGAAACGCAAAGUGCAAACACAUAAAUAUGAUAUGAAGGACACACACAGAGAAAAUUUCUACCACGGAAAUAAUGCUAUUCAUUUAUAAAGGAUUUUUAACUGUUUGACGUACAUGUCUUAAGAUAACUGUAGUUCCUGAAAGAAAAAGAUUAAAGGUACUGGGCGCUAUGUGAUUUCUUUAACUGAUCGUAAUAGUAAAGUUUGCGUCUAUAAGGAGAAAGUUGAUUGGCUGAUGCGGCGCGCGUUAUCCUAUGGUCAAUACCCAUAGAGUAAUUACCGGACAAAUAUCAAACAGGAGGGACAGAUGCAACGAUUUCAUCUUCCAAGAAAAUUCAAGCCGUCUCCUAUUGCUUGAGAAAAACUAGAUCUUUUUUGAUUUACUGAUCUUAGAGACUUCAGUAUGGCUUAUCCCUAGAUAAUGCUACUUUCUCAUGAGGCCGUUAAACAUGGGAGAUCGCCUGCAGCCUAAAUCUUAUUUGUGAUAUUAUACGUCCAGGGAGUAGACAGAUUCUCAGCCUCACAAAUGAAAAACUGUCCAGUGUGAUUUAAUUCAUCAUUUUGAGACGACUUGAACAAGGGUAUGGACCCUUUUAUAGAAUCGAGCUCGGACGACGAGCAAGAACCUUUAUUCAACAAUGAAGAUGUUGAGGCAGAGACCUUUCAGAAAAAGCCAUUCAAGCAGAGAGUCCUUGAGAUUGUCGGCGACAAUCCGAGAAACUUUAAGGCGGCAAUGUGUUAUUGUGGAGUGUUUAUGGUGUUUGGCAUGUCUGACGAAGUGCUUGGCCCUACUCUCCUUGAACUCCGUUGCCUGACGGGCCAGACAAUCACAAUUAUGAGCUUGCUUUUCUUCAUUCACGACUUGUGCAAUGUUUUUGGUUCAACCACGGGAGGAUUAUUUGCAGACCGGUUCAAUGCCAAUCUUCUGCUAUCCAUCGCGCUCGGUGUAAGCGCCGUGUGCAUCAUCGCCAUUCCCCUGUGUCGGGUCUUCGUGUUGAUGCUUAUUCUGGCCGGUAUUUACGGAGCGUGUUUUGGCGCCACAGAUACCUUUACUACAUUUCAGCUGAUUCGCAUGUUUGGAAAACAGGUUUCUCCAUAUUUGCAGGCUUUACACUUCACGUAUGGACUUGGAGGAUUCAUAACGCCCCUGGUGGCCCGCCCGUUCCUGCGAGACGAGUGCGUGUAUAUCGUGAACUACACGACUAUCGUGGACGAGUGGCCGUAUGCAAACAGCACUUCGGGGAUCGACAACACCUCAACUGUUUUUUUCAGCCAGGAGUCCGUCUAUAGGGACAGCCACGUCAGAUGGGCCUACUGGAUCGUUGCACUUUGUCAUCUUCCUGUGAUCUUCGGUUUACUGUGGUUGCUGUUCACGCGAAAACUGGAGAAACUCAAGAGUACAGGUGCCACACAGGACCUGUCUGUAUAUGGGAGCCAAACAAUGAGCAAUCCAGGAUACAACCACCAUAUUGUGGCGCUUUACCUUAACGGAAGGUCUCCAUGGUUACGCGUGUUCGGCGAGGAUCAAAAGCCGCGUGUCAUCGUGGUGACCGUAUUGACGUCACUUAUACUGCUGCUGUACGACGGGCUCAUGGCAACGUUUGGUGCGUACGUUUACUCCUACGCCGUCAGAGGAGCAGUCCACAUGAGGACAGAUCAUGCGGCGUACCUUAACUCUCUAUUCUGGGGUGCUCUGUCGGUGGGACGUUUUCUAGCGAUAGGUAUCGCCCUCUACCUGAAGCCACCCACGAUGAUGAUGAUAGAUCUGAUUGGCUGCUUGUGCUGUGCGUUCUAUAUGCUGGUCAUGGAACACAGCGAGACCGCCUUGUGGCUGGGAACAGCGGGUGUCGGUCUUUUCAUGAGCAGCGUCUUCCCGACAUGCAUCGCGCUGGCGGAGUAUUACAUCGAUAUGACAGCUCCUGUGACAAGUGUAAUGAUAAUGAGCGCAGCACUGGGUGAACUCCUGUUACCACUUCUUGUUGGGCAGGUAUUUGAGAGACUCGGUCCUGCCAGUUUUCUGGUCAUCGCGUUCUGCGCAACCUUCGUGGCUCUACUCAUCUUCAUUCUUCUGAGGGCAAUAGAGGGGCGAGAUAUCCUCGGUUUUUUCUGGUUUGUGUGGUGUGGUCAAGCUCCGAGUUCAGCGUGCAACACAGAACAUAAGGCCCCACAGCCUAACGUAGGGACAGGCAAAGCACCGGUCUUCGAUACUGUCGAGAUGAAUGUACAGGCGAGCACCGUACCAGGAUAGUCAAAAUCACGUAUUCGUCACGUGGCUUUUCACGACGAGUACAACCAGCGUGAUAGCAAUAGUGUCUUGCUUUAUUGUACUUGAUUGACAAAGUGAUACUUGAUUGACAAAGUGAUGCCUCUAGCGUGACACAUAAUAGACAGUGCUUUGUGUAGAUAGGAAAUAUUAAAGUCUAGGUGUUCUGUCCGAGCUUCCUGUGGUGGCUGAGAGGCCGGAAGUGUGACGCCACAGUACCUGGAAGGGUGCCCUGGGACUAGGCUGUAACUUACAAUUAUAAAAUGAUAGCUUCUUCAAGAAAAUGAUAAGGAAAAUGGGAUAAUCACAAUGCAGAAAUAAAUUAUUUGUAGUAUACGAUGGCUGUAGGUAACGUAGAAGAUUUGUAUAGAUUGAAGUUUUAAUAAAGGAGUUGUCUCUAAA